Molecule: messenger RNA, 671 nt
Organism: Xylaria bambusicola
Lineage: Eukaryota; Fungi; Ascomycota; Sordariomycetes; Xylariales; Xylariaceae
Product: OsmC/Ohr family
Exons: 2
Coding region: 118-660 (180 amino acids)
Biological process (GO): response to oxidative stress
Source: RefSeq, a predicted model, not a curated record
CAACAUUGAUCUAAGAAAAUAUGUCGUCAAUUAUGAAAAUGGAAAUAAAUGAAUGCGUUUUCUCCAUGACCAGAGUUGAAAUGAUCAUCUCUGGCAAUUGCGAUUGACAAAUUCAACAUGGCAUUUGUGCGAUCUUUUCAGCCCUUACUCACCACUGCGCGACGAGCGCCUCAAAGGUGGUCGGCACAGCGCGGUAUCGGGAGACGACUCUUGAAUACGGACACCGCGCCCGUUCUCUAUUCUGCUCACGCUAGAGUCAAAGGAGCUCGCACCGGUCACGUCGAAGGAGAUGAUCUGCGGAUAGGCCUUACCAUGGCAAAGGCGCUCGGCGGCAAAGGCGACAAGGGCAAGACGAACCCGGAGGAGCUUUUCGCGGCCGGGUACGGCGCCUGUUUCCAGUCAGCCAUGAACGCUGCCGCAGCGUCGAUGAAGGCUAAGAUGCCGACUGACCCCGAGGACAGCAUUGUAGACACCACGGUGCAUCUCGUCGGCGACAUGAAGGAGCUUGAUAUGGGAAUUCGUGUCGAUAUGAAGGUCGGUAUCCGAGGCCUGGAGAAGGACCAGAUUGAGAAGAUUGUCGAGAAAGCGAAGGAGAUUUGCCCCUAUAGUCGGGCUACACGGGGUAAUGUCACUACCAAUGUGGAAGUUGUACAGAUGUAAUUUGAAUGAUG